This is a messenger RNA of Eleginops maclovinus (Patagonian blennie), 4107 nucleotides long. It is a transcript of the gene cdhr5a, whose product is annotated as cadherin-related family member 5a. Gene Ontology annotation, cellular component: adherens junction; catenin complex; membrane. The record is from RefSeq and is a predicted model, not a curated record. Gene Ontology annotation, molecular function: cadherin binding; calcium ion binding. Lineage: Eukaryota; Metazoa; Chordata; Actinopteri; Perciformes; Eleginopidae. Gene Ontology annotation, biological process: cell-cell adhesion mediated by cadherin; adherens junction organization; homophilic cell-cell adhesion.
CCAGCUGGUACCACGGGCUCCUCAUCCUCCUCCGGGACUUCAUUUGUUGCUGCCUCUGAAAUCAGGACAUGGAACUGAAAUGGAAGAGCAAACCUGUGAACGUUCUCCUCGGAUGCGUCCUGGCCCUCUGCUUUUGUGCAGUUUGUCCGGCUGAGAGACUGUGCACGGUUCCUCCGGGCCCAGUGACAGUCCCUGAGAACAGCACGGUCGACAUUGAGGUGGGAAAAAUCGACUCCAGUAGUGAUGUGGAGCUGACCGUCACUGUGAACCCUGAAGAUCUGUUCUACCUGAAAGGAAACGCUCUGAUGGUGAAGAAAGGCCUGGACUAUGAGUCGUUGGACAGUUUAACUCUGACGGUGUGGGUGCAGUGCAGCAGAGAGGAUUCCAUAUCUGUGAACGAGCCUGUUGAGGUUUUAAUUGAAAAUGUGAACGAUAACCCUCCAAACUUUGCACAAAGCCAUUACGUACUGGAGGUGAAUGAGCUCACUGCAGUCAACUCCAGUGUGGGACUGAUAGAAGCCUCAGAUGUGGAUUCAGAGCCGCUGUACUAUCGCUUAGAGCCUGCAACAGAUAAAUAUUUCCGACUGGAAAACAUCAACACUCCAAAGAUAAUUGUUAAAAGCAUUCUGGACUACGAUGUUAUACAGAAGAUCCCUCUGGUUUUACACGUGCAGGACACGCUUAACGGUUCGGCCUCCAACGAGCCAUUCUUCACAUCGGUGGCCACCAUAACGGUGCAGGUGAAGGACGUGGAUAACCGGCCGCCGUGGUUUCAGCCAUGUUUGAGGAGCAACUUGGGAAUUGCCAAACUGUGUGUGAGCACCGGCUACAGGGGCAAAGUCAACCUCACCGAGAAGGAGGACGGGCCGUUGGUGCUGGAGCCGGGUCCGGUGUUCGCUAAGGAUGGAGACAAGAACCGCAGCGAGGUGAUCAGCUACAGAAUCCUCCGAGGAAAUGAGGGGAAUAUUUUCCAGAUUGAUGAGGACACAGGAAACAUCUCCAUGGCUAAAGCUGCUGACAUUGUCGGCCCAAUAACUCUAACUGUUCUGGCGUCUCAGGUGACAAACAGGGAUCAGUUUGCUAUGACGCAGGUGACCAUCGAAGUGAUGAAGAAAAGCAGGAACCCUCCUCGUUUUGAGAAGGAACGUUAUGAAGGCUUUAUCUACAGCAACUCUGUUCCCGAGAGCAUGAUCCUCCGAGACCGGAGCACCAACCGGCCCUUCAGGGUCCGAGCACGGGACGAGGACUUUGCCGCUGGUACGAAUCCCGAUGUGAAGUAUGAGGUUCAGUACAGCAGCUACGUCAACGUCACCUCCGACGGGUUUGUUAUUUUGAAGAGAGUCGUGAAGACGGAGUCUUUUGCACUUCAGCUCAGAGCCGUGGACACGACGACAGGGGAGUUUGGAACAGCUGCCCUCUCGGUUCAGGUCAUACCAGCGGUGGCCAUCCCGUCCCCCUCUAACGUCGGCUACCGUCCGGGCGACAUGGCGCUGCUGGGUCUGGUGAUGGCGGCUCUGUUGGUUCUCUGUCUCAUCGUGAUUGGCUUCUUGAUUUCCCGCUUGUGGAAGGGAAACGCCAGCAUGGACAAAAUAUGUGAGUGCCUGGGCCCCUGCCUCAAGUCGGAUCAGCAUCGCUCCGGACACAGGGAUUCCCUGCAGUACACCAACGAUGGCUUCCAAACCGAGGGUGACGCCAGCCGUGGGGGAGGCAAGCGCUCCAACCACGUGGUCCCCAGACGGAGCACCUUCCCCCAGGCUCGAGGACGGGUGAUCCCCAUAGAGGGACGGAACCGCCACUGCUCCUCCUGUGGCAUCUUCAGCAACCACGUCCCCAAAGGGAGCCCCUCGGUGAGGCCGUCCAGGAAGGGCAGGGGAGACGGGGACGAGUACGGCAUGAGGUCUAUGGCUAACAAGCAGAGGCGGAAGGAGGGCCAGAAGACCGUGUGGUUCAAGGAGAGCGAGGACUCCUCCGACAUCGAGGUGGAGAUUAUCCCAGACACUGUGGGCCGGGUGGAAGAGGAGACGGAGGAGGAGCUGGAUAUGGAGGGGGUGGUCAGAGAUCCGGCAGCCCCUCUGAGAGAGUCUGAGGGUGAGCAGGAGAGCGAGAGCGCAGGGCCCGAUGAAGAGAAGGACCGCGGUAAAGAGAAGGGAGGCGAGGAGCGGGAGGGGUGACAGCAAAGGUCAGAGGUCAAACUCCAGACGGAGGAUGAAACUGAGCUGGUUGUUGUUGUUGGUGUCACUUUUUGGAGACAACAGCAGGGAAGACUCAGGAGUCCAGCAUGACACUUCCAACAUCUCUGGAUAAAUGAAAACCCCAAGAAUACAUGCAAGGAUCCAAAACGUAUUUAUUAUUUUCCACCUUGAGUAUCACAGAAAACAGCAUCCGACUGUAUGCAAUAUUGUAGUAUACACUGAGAUCAAUACAUACACCAAGGUGACUUCUCCUUCUAAUGGUUUAGUCUUUCUUCAUACAUUUUGGGUGUUAUUCUCGUAGUCUUGGCUAAAAUGAAAGCAACAUUGCUACAGAAAGUCCUUUCCCAGAUCUCUGCAGGUAUUCGGUGAGUACGAAUUUCUUGUGUUGUAUAAUGUAAAACGGUGGCCAAAGCUACUAAAACUAGAUCCAAGUUGUGAUAAAGGGAAAUGUAGCAAAUGGAUAAGUAGGGUUACUUUCUAAUAAGGCACCAUCGAUGUAUAACAUUUUAUAAAUUCACAUAGGGGCAGCAACUAACUUUUAAUUGUCAAAUGAAUUAAAAACUAUUAUACUCUUUUACAACAACAUAUCACAGGUCUCAGAUAUAUACAAAACAUCUCGCUGAAGUAUUUGGCUGGAAAUACCAAUACAGAUCAUGCAUCGUAGCAUUCUAUAAACCCCUCUGUUUCAGCCCUGUUUCAAAAGUACUGAUUCUGUGUCUGUAGCUCUAAAUGCUAAUGAACUCCCCUCUGCAGAGUAUUUGGUUUAUAAAAACACAAUGGUGCUCUAGGAAGAAAUUCAGGUGAUAUGGUGGGUGGGUGUUACCUUGGUUGGGUAUUGGCUAAUGGUUGUGAAACAAAAAACCCAUUAUGACAUCACAAAGUGGCCAAAAUCUGAUCAGGUGAUUUUCAGAUUUUUAUAUAAAUGGAUCAGGACAAAAACGGAGAGAAUCUUUUUUCCUGAAACGUUCCAAAUCUGUCAACAAAGAGGGGACACCUAUUUAUGCAUAAAAGACAUGAAAAAGUGUAUUUUGCAUAAAAAGGUGACCUUUAAACUUUAAUAACGAUUAUAGCAGUUGUUUUUAUGUAAGAUGGGAAAGGCAGCUCAUACAGAAGCAAGCCUUUUAUGCUUAAGAAAAUAGCCCAUUAUCGCAAUACCUGCCAAUCCCUGUUUUGUGAGCUUUAUAAUUGUUGUAUCCACUAAUACUUUUUUCUUUUACACAAUGUAGAUAUCGAUAGAACAACAAUAUUGUUCUAUCAAUAUCCUCAAAUUCUUAAAAGAAUACUUCACUAAUUAAUUAUAAAUAAGUAUAUAUGCAUUAAAUGGUUCAUAGGGUAGCUUAGGGCAAGGGAUGAGUUACUAAUUGAUCUAAACAUGAGUAACUGAAUCAACCAGGAAUUAACCUGCUAUAAUGGAUGCCUUAUUAGAAAGAGGAAGUAUUUUUGACCCGUAGCAUAUGUAAUUCAUGUGAUUAGUUGACACUCCCUAGUAGUUAUUUUAUCUUUUUAUCCUUGUGGGUUGAUUAGUUUUUUCAGGUCAUUAAUAGUAUAUUCAUAAUUUACCACCAUUUCUUCUCCUGCGUGUCUCUAGUCAGGUUAGGAAGUCAGCUGAUCACAAGUCAGCAAAAUAAGGGCCAAAACCUGACAGUGAUUUGUGUCCACGGUGAGGUCACCGUGGUGCUGUGAUGAUGAUGAUUUCAGGCUUUUCUUGUACAGGCUUUACUAAACUGGAUUUUAUAGUAAAAAAUAUGUGAAGAUAAAAUGUAUCUACUCGUACUAAACUGCUGAGGGAUUGUGUUUUAUGUGGACUGUAUUUAUAUUGAGCGUGUUUGGGCAAAUAACUACUUUUAUGGAUAAAUCUAUCGUUGAUAUUUUGUACAUUAAAGUAAUGAAGGAAUAAUAAAGUUUGAAAAAUAAA